AUGCACUUCUCAACCUCCGCUCUGGCUCUCCUGGCUGUUGCUGCCGGUGUUCAGGCUGCCCAGCAACAAGAACCGCCAGUCUACAUGAAGACGGUUGCUCUGCAAGGCACUGCUCCAGCCGGCGGGGCCCAACCUAUCGCGACUGGCGGCGUUGCUCCCGUUCCUGGCAAUAACGGCACUGUCGUCCCCGCCCCCGGCCCUGGUGGUAAUGGCAACGGUACUGUCGUGCCUGCUCCUCGCCCCGGUGGAAGCGGCAACGGCACUGUCAUCCCUGCCCCCGGUCCCGGUGGAAACAGCGGUAACGGCACUGCCGGCGGCAAUGGAGGCUCUGGCUCUGGCAGCGGCUCUGGCAGCGGCUCUGGCGUUGGCGGUGUUGGUGGCUCCGGCUCCGGCUCUGGCUCCGGCUCAAGCGGCUCUGGCUCUGGAUCUGGUGGCUCUGGAUCUGGCUCCGGAUCAGGCUCUUCCUCUGGCUCGGGCUCGGGCUCCGGAUCUGGCAGCUCUGGAUCUGGCAGCGGCUCUGGUGCCGGCGGCGUUGGCGGCUCUGGCUCUGGCUCUGGGGCAGGCAACACUCCUGCCUCUCCCAGCGCGACUGGUUACACACCCUCCAACCCCGGUGCCAAGGUUUCUGUUCCCCAGCUUGGCAUGCUUGGUACUGGCCUGGGCAGCGUCGCCUACGGUGCUCUCCUCUUCCUCGCCUAA
Messenger RNA from Penicillium oxalicum, 699 nucleotides. Its product is annotated as Glycine-rich cell wall structural protein 1. Bases 1 to 699 code for a protein of 232 amino acids. NCBI's taxonomy places the organism in Eukaryota, Fungi, Ascomycota, Eurotiomycetes, Eurotiales, Aspergillaceae. The record is from RefSeq and is a predicted model, not a curated record. The transcript has a single exon.